Messenger RNA from Gossypium arboreum, 756 nucleotides. Its product is annotated as disease resistance protein RPV1-like. The coding region runs from base 313 to 756 and encodes 147 amino acids. The transcript has a single exon. The record is from RefSeq and is a predicted model, not a curated record. NCBI's taxonomy places the organism in Eukaryota, Viridiplantae, Streptophyta, Magnoliopsida, Malvales, Malvaceae. Gene Ontology annotation, biological process: signal transduction.
AUGAAAGUAAAACACAAACUGUCCAACAUUUUACUUAUUACUUAGAAUUAUCGUAGGCUCCAUUUUGUCAACACCUACCUCCUUGGAUUCAUCCUGGAAAGAACACGCAUCACCCAAUGUCCACACCUACGCUCAUUCAUUUGGAAAAUGAAAAAGGUUAUAGAGAAUUUGCUUAGAAACGGAAUUUUCAUCUGUGUUCCUCCUUCACUCUCAUAUACUUAUUGUUUCUAGUUUCUUUAUGGGGAUACUGAGCGAUCGAUUUUCUGAUUUUAAACAGUAGAUCGAGAUAUAUGUUUCUUCUCAAACAUCGUCAUGAUGUCGUUACCAUCAACUUCCUCAUGCAUUUCUAAAAAGGAAUAUGAUGUUUUCUUGAGUUUUAGAGGUGAAGAUACUCGCACAAACUUCACAGAUCAUCUCUACAAAGCUCUAAAGCGGAGUGGGAUUGUCACUUUCAGAGAUGAUCCAAAGCUGGACGCCGGUGAAGAGAUCGCACCUGAACUCUUUAAAGCAAUUCAGCAAUCAUGGUGCUCGGUAAUCGUUUUCUCCGAAACCUAUGCCUUUUCAAGUUAUUGCAUGAAGGAACUUGGUGAGAUUGUUGAACAAAAAAACAAGGGUCAUAAAGUGUUUCCAAUUUUUUACAAUAUUGAUCCAUCCGAUUUAAGAAAACAGAAAGGAAAGUUAAUGAAGCCCUCGCCCAACAUGAAGAGCGAUACAAGAAAGAUAGAGACAAGAUCCAAAAGUGGCGAAAAGCUUUGA